Gongylonema pulchrum is the source of this 234-nucleotide messenger RNA. The record is from the annotation of a GenBank genome assembly. NCBI's taxonomy places the organism in Eukaryota, Metazoa, Nematoda, Chromadorea, Rhabditida, Gongylonematidae.
AUGUUUUCGCGCUCAACAAUCUACGGGGAAGAAGCGCAACUGUAUGAUAGUCCGGAAGAAAUGCGGCGUUGGUUCCCGAAAUCGGUCAGUACGGAUGGUAUUCGGCUAGCGCUGUUUUCGCCAAAUGAUGUUGCCUUAGAUCCGAUUGGCUUAUGUCAAGCAUUAGCUGAUCGUACUAGGGAAUAUGGUAAAUAUUUUUUUGAAAAUUUUGAAACGAAACACAAAGGACAAUGA